CAAAAGUGACUUCAAUUUUGAUACAGACAUAGUGUAUCUUCAAAGAAGUAACCCGUGACUGACAAACGCGUGCAUGAUAUAAAACUGUUCAUAACCUUUAUGUAUUUCCGCAUUUCGUACUGUUAAAUCUGUAUUAUUUCAUAAAACAGUGAUAAUAGAUAUUUAAUGUUGAAUAAAAUAGUCAAGAAAUAUGGCUGGUUUGCGUUUAAUACAAACAUAUUCUUCCGACUCAGACGAAGACAAGCACGAUGAUAAAGAAGAUGAUAAAAUUGUAAACAAAUUGGCCUUGCCUGACAGUAUCUCAUCAUGGAAAGGAGUUUCAUAUCAUGAGGAAGUAGUCGAUGAUCCACUAGGUCAUGAUGGACGGAUACGAAGCUUUAAACAUGAGCGUGGUAACUGGGCAACUUUGGUUUAUAUAAAGUAUACGGCCAAUGAUUGUCUUCAUACUUGGAUAAAUUCUAUAUUAAAUGAAUUGCCUGUCCAAGGCGAUAUCAUUUCUAGUCUUCAUAUCAGUCUCAGUCGUACUUUGGUUUUAAAGUUUCAUUGGAUCGAGUCAUUUGUAGAAGGUAUAAAACUGUUAUGCCGUCAGUUUAAUCAGUUUGUCAUACAGCUUACAGAUAUUAAGGUAUAUUGUAAUGAAGAAAAAACUCGUACAUUUCUUGGAAUUUAUUGUCAAGAUGAGAAUGGAGUGUUAAAGUGCCUAACAGAAGCUCUGGAUAAUUUAUUAGCUGGAUAUCAAUUACCAUCGUUUUAUAAGGAUACUUCAUAUCACAUCAGUUUCUUUUGGUGCCUCGGAGACAAGCAAGAAUGUUUAAAAGAAAUUCUACCAUCUCUUACUUGUAGUUUGAAUAAAUUUUUGGCAGAGAAUAUGGAAGAUGCUUAUGUGCAUGUCAACGAAAUACAAUGCAAAAUUGGAAAUAAAUACUAUGCAUUCGAAUUAAAAUAACAAAUUACAAAUGUAAUUGUAAAUUAAGCUAUAAAAUCUAUUUUCUAAAACUGCACAGUAUUAUAAAAAAAUUCAAAUUAUAUUUAAUUGUUCCAAAAUAAUUUAUUGAUUUUUGCAAAAUAAUGUCAAUAUAAAUCAGUAUCUUCUGUAUAGGAAGAGAUAGAUUUACGAAUAAUUCACAAACUGAUAUUUUUCUGGGAAUAUCAAAUGUAUUAUGAAAUAUAUAUUAUUUUUUUCUAGAAACAU
Pogonomyrmex barbatus (red harvester ant) is the source of this 1192-nucleotide messenger RNA. Its product is annotated as U6 snRNA phosphodiesterase 1. Gene Ontology annotation, cellular component: nucleus. Gene Ontology annotation, molecular function: 3'-5'-RNA exonuclease activity. Gene Ontology annotation, biological process: U6 snRNA 3'-end processing. Lineage: Eukaryota; Metazoa; Arthropoda; Insecta; Hymenoptera; Formicidae. The record is from RefSeq and is a predicted model, not a curated record.